UAAUUAAAGCUUGUUGACUUUAUCUAAAAUAUUGCAUGUUUUUUGUAUACAUUUUCUUAUCUUUUUACAGGAACUGUAUCUCAUGGGACAAUGGACUAGCCUGGCUAAAUAAUGGAGGAAUAUUGGACAAUAACCCCUAUAAUGCCGGAGGACAAUGCAUUUAAGACAUUUUAGCAUGGAUUGUACAUUUUUUAAAAAGUCUAAAUUAUUUAUCAAACAGUUAGCAGACCAUGUGCCAUGAUAUUGUAACAGCAUAUUGAAUCAUUUCAGUCACAAUUGUUCAUAAAGUAAUAAAAGUAAAUCAAUAACUGGCAAGGAAACAUUACAGAGUGUAGUGGUAACUACAGAAGAACUCACUUUGUGAAAGCAACAUAUUUGACAUCAUCCUACUCAAAUUAUGCGGUUGCUAAAACGAAGUUGGCUGUGCCUGUUACUGAAGCUCGCUAUUGCAGUGGGAUCACUGAGUUUGGUGUUUCUUGUCAGUCAGCUGAACACAGACUGGGCACCUGGCUUUACCCAUAAGUACAGCUGGUUAGAAUAUACAGCUGAUGUUGGUGGCCCAGAGAAAGGGUGCAACUGUUCAGCAAUCCUGCAGGGAGACUGGAAGGCGUUGGAGCGCGCCAAAAUACUGACUAUCACUAAAGACGUCCGCAAGAGUAUACAGAUCCCUGAUGACUAUUACAUUAAUGCAACGACAGACUGCAGGAGUUUCAAGUUAAGGCGCAAGUACAUCAUGUUCCCGUUAAGCAAGGAGGAGGAAGACUUUCCAUUGGCUUUUUCAAUAAUUGUGCAUCACAAGGUGCAGAACUUUGAACGACUACUGCGGGCGAUUUAUGUCCCUCAAAAUAUUUAUUGUGUUCAUGUGGACAAAAAAUCAAAAGCUUCAGUCUCCUCUGCCAUCAGUGCUAUUGCGUCCUUUUUCCCCAAUGUCUUCCUAGUCAGCCAGGCUGACAAUGUGGUCUAUGCUGGCUGGCCGCGUGUCCAAGCUGACCUUAAUUGCAUGGCUGAUCUCUAUAAUGCCAGCACAAAGUGGAAAUACUUUAUCAACCUUUGUGGUCAGGACUUCCCUCUGAAAACCAACUUGGAGAUGGUAAGGAUGCUGCGCACCCUGAGGGGCGGGAACAGCUUGGAGUCUGAAAGCUUCCCUCCAGAAAAGAAGUGGAGAGUGUCAUAUGUUCAUCAGAUCAUUAAUGGAGAAAUCCAGACGACAAAAGAAACAAAGGAUCCACCUCCUUUCAAUCUGCCCAUCAUGUCAGGAAGUGUCUACAUUGUGGUUAGCCGCAGUGUCCGCAGUGUGUUGAAAGACCAUCGAAUACGUGCACUGAUAGAGUGGUCCAAAGACAUUUACAGUCCUGAUGAGCAUCUCUGGGCAACCAUUCAACGAGUCCCUGGUGUUCCUGGCUCUAAGUGGCCCAAUCGUAAAUAUGACAUGUCGGAUUUAAAUACAAUUGCUCGGCUGGUUAAGUGGGAGGCGCAUGAAGGGUCACAGAAUGCAAUAGGGGCUGUGUACCCAGAGUGCAAAGGAACCCAUGUCAGGCAAAUAUGUGUAUAUGGUGCUGGAGACCUGCAGUGGCUGCUUGAACAGAACCACCUUUUUGCCAAUAAGUUUGAUGUGGAUACUGACCCCAUUGCCAUCUUUUGCUUGGAGAAAUAUCUCAGACAAAAAGCUUUGGCUGAUUGGGAGUAGGUGGAGAUUUGUUCUGGCCUAAAGAAGUUAUUUUAAUUUGUUCCUGCAGAUGAUUAAUAUAUUUAAAA
This is a messenger RNA of Melanotaenia boesemani (Boeseman's rainbowfish), 1755 nucleotides long. Its product is annotated as beta-1,3-galactosyl-O-glycosyl-glycoprotein beta-1,6-N-acetylglucosaminyltransferase-like. The transcript is spliced from 4 exons. The record is from RefSeq and is a predicted model, not a curated record. Lineage: Eukaryota; Metazoa; Chordata; Actinopteri; Atheriniformes; Melanotaeniidae. Gene Ontology annotation, molecular function: beta-1,3-galactosyl-O-glycosyl-glycoprotein beta-1,6-N-acetylglucosaminyltransferase activity. Bases 398 to 1687 code for a protein of 429 amino acids. Gene Ontology annotation, cellular component: membrane.